Messenger RNA from Bombina bombina (fire-bellied toad), 2095 nucleotides. It is a transcript of the gene SLC35A2, whose product is annotated as solute carrier family 35 member A2. Gene Ontology annotation, biological process: pyrimidine nucleotide-sugar transmembrane transport. The record is from RefSeq and is a predicted model, not a curated record. Gene Ontology annotation, molecular function: UDP-galactose transmembrane transporter activity. Bases 52 to 1191 code for a protein of 379 amino acids. NCBI's taxonomy places the organism in Eukaryota, Metazoa, Chordata, Amphibia, Anura, Bombinatoridae. Gene Ontology annotation, cellular component: Golgi membrane. The transcript is spliced from 5 exons.
GUCCUGUCGCCGUGGCUCACUUCACCCGGAAGUGUGGGGUGUCCCGCUGAGAUGGCGGUGGCUACUGGAGUGAACGGGGAGAUGGAAGGAGUGCGGGAUAUGAAGCAGCCGGAACCGAGAGAUACUGGAGGACAGUCGAGUAGAAGCAGCGGGGAUAGAGUGAAUCGCCGUCUUAAGUACCUGAGCCUAGCAGUGUUGGUUGUGCAGAACGCCUCUCUGAUCCUCAGCAUUCGCUAUGCGCGCACCCUACCUGGAGAGCGAUUCUUCUCCACAACAGCCGUGGUUAUGGCCGAGAUCCUGAAGGGCGUCACCUGUAUUCUGCUGAUGCUGCUCCAAAAGAGAGGUAAUGUGAAGGAGCUUUCUCUCUUCCUGUAUGACUCAAUCAUUGUGCAAUAUAUGGACACGUUGAAGCUGGCUGUCCCCUCCCUCAUAUAUACUCUGCAAAAUAAUCUUCAGUACGUGGCUAUAUCCAACCUUCCUGCAGCAACAUUCCAGGUGACCUACCAGCUGAAAAUCUUGACUACGGCUCUCUUCUCUGUGUUGCUUCUGAGGAAGAGCUUGUCCCGGCUACAGUGGGGUUCCUUGGUGAUCUUGUUUGCUGGUGUGGCAAUUGUCCAGGCAGAACAGUCUGGAGGGAAGGAAAGCGUUGCUGCAAGCGGGCAGAGUUAUAUUGUGGGCUUGGUGGCGGUGGCAGUGUCCUGUCUUUCCUCUGGCUUUGCGGGCGUGUACUUUGAGCGUAUUCUAAAGGGCAGCUCUGCCUCAGUGUGGUUGCGCAAUGUUCAGCUGGGUAUAUUUGGCACAGCCUUGGGACUUUUAGCUAUGUGGCAACAGGAUGGCGCUGCAGUGGCCGAGCACGGCUUCUUCUUUGGAUAUACCCCACUAGUAUGGUGUGUUAUCUUCAACCAGGCUUUUGGUGGGCUCCUAGUGGCUGUCGUGGUGAAAUACGCAGAUAACAUCUUAAAAGGCUUUGCUACGUCAUUAUCCAUCUUGGUGUCCACAGCAGUUUCUGUGCAUCUCUUUGGUUUUCAUGUGGACCUACCCUUUGCUCUUGGAGCGGGAUUAGUGAUUGGAGCAGUGUAUUUGUACAGUCUCCCUCGGACACCAGAACCUUUGCCCUCUUCAUCGGUUCCACUUUCCUCGCACAAGGAGACCUUCUUGCCAAAGUUAAAUUCUAAACAGAAAGGGUCCUGAGAAAUAUCUGCAGAAGACCAAGCAGUCACCCAGUUAUCUCUGUGAACUCUUGUUUUGUCUGACCAUCCUUGAGUAUUUGUAUUCUACGUUUGAAGCUAUGCAUCCCAUACUGUCUGUGUUUACCAUUGCUGUGUUUUUACCCUUGUAGUGUUUAACGAGUGUGCAUUUUUUCCUUCCAUUUCUGCUUUGUGUGCACACUCAUGGUGAGUUUGAGUCUAUUUUAGUUUAAUUUACAGAUAAGAUGGCCAUGAGCUGAUGUGCUGUUUGCUAUAUGGGCAUGCAUCUACUUGCGCUUAUGCUGCUUAAGCACAAUAGCAUUGUCUGCUAAGAGGGGCUCCUUGGGGCUGACACCCCUAAAUGUUCUCCAGUAGAGCUAAUUAUGUCAUGCAAUUUUUUAUUUUAACAUAUAGUAUGUGUUCCUUUAAAGUAGUCAAUGACACCCCUCCCAAUAUUUAAAAAAUAUAUAUAUCCAGGUGUAGGAGCCUGGACAAUCCAUGGUACAGUGUGACCUGUCUAUGAUGAGGUUUGGGGCAGGGCUUAAAGGGCCGUUACAGUGAUAAAAUAACAUGUUCUAAAUUGUUAGAGCAGGGAUGGCCAACGUGCGGCCCUCUGCGCUAGUUUUUGUUGCUUCUGGGGAAAAAAUAGGCUUAAAGAUGUGUGUCAUAGUUUUUGUAGCCCCUGGGAAAAAGUGAAACUAAAAGUUGUGCUUUGGGGACUUCUGCUGAGUGGUCAACUAAGAAAAUGUAUUAUUUUGUGAUUUUUUUUUUUUAAAUGUGUUUAUGUUGUAAAUUUAUAUGUGGCCCUUUCGGCUUCUUAGGUAUUGAUUUGUGGUCCUUAAAGUGAAGGUAAACUUUGAUGAAUGAAAGCAUGUUUUUUUUAAAUUACUAUUAAAAACAGGGGCCCU